AUGUCCUCGGAGCUCGACUUAGACCAGCUCUCGGAGAGCGAGAGAACUGCGCUAGAGACGUACAUGGCCGUGACGAGCCAGGAAACUUCAGAAGCAAUUCCUCUACUGCGACGGUCCCAAUGGAAUGUUCAGAUCGCCAUAUCCAAGUUCUUCGACGGGGAAGGCCCCGAUCCGCUCGAAGAGGCGCGUUCAGCUCUUCAUCAGACGCCGCCUCCGCAACCAACCCGAAGAACCCAGAACCUCAUGACUGAAGACCUGACUGAACAACUGUCUCGGGUUUCUCGCGCAGCUCGUGCUACAGACCCCGCCCCGCGAGUUGACACACAAUCCGGAGAUCAACCCGUUUACCGUCCGCCAUUCAUCCUUGCCCUACUUUUCACCCCCUUCAAUCUAGUCUACAGACUCCUCUGCAGUUCUUUCCGCCUAUUUGGGACGUUAUUCCCUUUCUUGCCACGCUUGUUCAAUGCGACCGCAAACCCCGCACUGCAAGGUGCUCGCCGGAAUACCACUGGCCGUCGGACCCUGGCCCCCAAGGAUACAGCCGCACGAUUCAUCCGUGAGUUUGAAGAGGAGUAUGGCUCUCACCCGAUCCCGUUCCUGGAGAAUGGAUACAAUAUGGCGCUAGAGAAAGCCCACCGCGACUUGAAGUUCCUACUGGUCGUUCUACUGGCUCCAGAGCACGACGAUACGAAUAGCUGGGUCCAUGAUACUCUGUUGGCACCGGAAGUGUUGGAGUUCAUCAACGACCCUCAAAACAACAUGCUGGUAUGGGGAGGUAAUGUGCAGGACUCUGAGGCCUACCAGGUAGCCAAUUCGUUGCGCGUGACGAAAUUCCCCUUUGCAGCAGUCGUCGUCCACACCCCAAGUGUGUCAUCAACCGCUAUGUCAGUCGUGGGCAGAAUCGCAGGUAUCACGUCAUCAUCUGAGGUUGUGAACAAGCUCCGGACAGUCGCCUCCUCGAACCAAGAACCAAUCGAGCGACUGCGAUCCUCCCGCGCCGAGCAGCAAGCCUCGCGCAGCCUCCGCGAAGAACAAGACUCCGCCUACGAGCGGUCGCUGGCGAUCGACAGGGAGCGAGCCCGUCAGCGACGGGAAGCCGAAGCAGCGCGUCAACGCGAAGAACAGGAAGCUGUCGGCCGCCAAGCGGCGGAGGAGCGGCAGCGUCGCGACCUCGCUCAGUGGAAGGUUUGGCGCGCACAGUCCCUUAGCGCAGAGCCCGGACCCGAUGUGAAGGAUGCCGUGCGGAUUAGCGUUCGGCUCCCAUCCGGCGAGCGGAUCAUGCGCAAGUUCUCUCCCAGUGCGGACAUGGAAGAGCUCUAUGCGGUUGUGGAGUGUUACGAGGUCUUACAGGAUUCAGAGCAACCUAAGGCGACUGAACCUGAAGGGUUCGAGCAUCAAUACACAUUUCGAUUGGUUUCCCCGAUGCCCCGGACGGUGUACCCCGUGGAGGAAGGCGGUUCAAUUGGAGAGAAGAUCGGCCGCGGUGGAAAUCUGCUAGUGGAGCCCAUUGAGGAAGAUGAAGACGAAGAUGGAGCAACUGAUAUGUCCUAUUGA
Penicillium canescens is the source of this 1554-nucleotide messenger RNA. Its product is annotated as clathrin-mediated endocytosis regulator UBX3. The transcript is spliced from 2 exons. Gene Ontology annotation, molecular function: ubiquitin binding. The record is from RefSeq and is a predicted model, not a curated record. Gene Ontology annotation, cellular component: endoplasmic reticulum. The coding region runs from base 1 to 1554 and encodes 517 amino acids. Lineage: Eukaryota; Fungi; Ascomycota; Eurotiomycetes; Eurotiales; Aspergillaceae.